Trachemys scripta elegans is the source of this 2411-nucleotide messenger RNA. It is a transcript of the gene FOXF2, whose product is annotated as forkhead box F2. Gene Ontology annotation, biological process: animal organ morphogenesis; regulation of transcription by RNA polymerase II. The record is from RefSeq and is a predicted model, not a curated record. Gene Ontology annotation, cellular component: nucleus. NCBI's taxonomy places the organism in Eukaryota, Metazoa, Chordata, Testudines, Emydidae. The coding region runs from base 481 to 1629 and encodes 382 amino acids. The transcript has 2 exons. Gene Ontology annotation, molecular function: RNA polymerase II cis-regulatory region sequence-specific DNA binding; DNA-binding transcription factor activity, RNA polymerase II-specific.
AAGAGCAAGAUUUAAGGAACUGAUAGGUGGCCGGGUUUUGUUUGGCUGCUCAGCCGCGACGCCAAACUCGAGGGGCUCUCGUGCUUUCUCCUCUCGAAGGAUCAGGCAGCGAGGGAUGGCCGCCAGGUGCGGGGGGGCCACGCUGGAAUGUCAGAAGCCCUGAGCUGAGCCCUCCCCAAGGCAGUGCAGUGAGGGGGCAGGGGGCGAGCCGGAGUGCAGCCUAAUCCGUCCUGCCAAGUGCCUCGCUCGCCGCGGCGGAAAGGAGGGGAGCCAUUGCGCAAGGGGCCUGGCGGGCGCUGCUGGGGGAGUGAUGCACAGGGCGCUGCCUGCAGUCCGCAGCCGCCGCCUCCAGCAGCAGCACUAGGAGGUGCCCCGGGAGUAGCAGCUCGCCCCCUCCCCACAAGCCCAUCAGGGCACCCACCCGCCCUCCGCCACCCCGCUCCAGUCUCACCCCACCCCUCCAUUCCCUCCCUCCGCCAGAUGACCACCGAGAGCAGCCAGCAGCAGCUGGAGCCCCCGGCCCCUCUCCGCUCCUGCAGCCCGGCUCCCGGAGCUCUCCAGUCCGCCUUGAUGAGCCAGCCGCCCCCCUCCGCCCUGGAGACCUCCUCCUCCUCUUCCUCCUCCAGCAAGAACAAGAAGGCGAGCUCGGGGCUGCGGCGGCCCGAGAAGCCCCCUUACUCCUACAUCGCCCUCAUCGUGAUGGCCAUCCAGAGCUCGCCCACCAAGCGGCUGACCCUGAGCGAGAUCUACCAGUUCCUGCAGAGUCGCUUCCCCUUCUUCCGCGGCUCCUACCAGGGCUGGAAGAACUCGGUGCGCCACAACCUCUCGCUCAACGAGUGCUUCAUCAAGCUGCCCAAGGGGCUGGGCAGACCCGGCAAAGGCCACUACUGGACCAUCGACCCGGCCAGCGAGUUCAUGUUCGAGGAAGGCUCCUUCCGCCGCCGGCCCCGGGGCUUCCGAAGAAAGUGCCAGGCGCUCAAGCCCAUGUACCGCAUGAUGAACAGCAUCGGCUUCAGCGCCUCCAUCCUGCCUCAGGGCUUUGACUUCCAGGCGCCCUCUGCCUCCCUAGCGUGCCACGCCAACGGCUACAACCUAGACAUGAUGACUAACUCCAUGGCCGGGGGCUACGAGGCGCUGAGCGGGGGGCAUCACGCCCCUCACAUGUCCCCCAACCCGGGCUCUACCUACAUGGCCAGCUGCCCUGUGACUUCCAAUGGGGACUACGGUCCCGACAGCAGCAGCAGCCCCGUGCCAUCUUCACCCGCCCUGGCUAGUGCAAUUGAAUGCCAUUCCCCCUACACGAGCCCGUCAGCUCACUGGACAGCAUCAGGGGCAUCUCCGUAUAUAAAGCAGCAGGCCCUUCCACCCAGUAACCCAGCCUCAGCGGGCAUCCACUCCAGCAUGUCCAGCUACUCUUUGGAGCAAAGCUAUCUGCACCAAAACGCCAGGGAGGACCUGUCAGUGGGAUUGCCUCGCUACCAGCAUCACUCUUCCCCAGUGUGUGACAGGAAAGAUUUUGUUCUCAAUUUUAAUGGCAUUUCUUCUUUUCACCCUUCUGCUAGUGGAUCUUACUAUCAUCACCAUCACCAUCAAAGCGUCUGUCAAGAUAUCAAACCCUGUGUGAUGUGAACUUAGCACUAUCAAAUAAAGACAGUCAGGUGGCUGUUUAACCGAUUUGAGAUAUAGACGGACUCACGCAGAUAAAAUGUAAUGUGCACUCCUGAUAGCAUUGAAUAGUACACAAGUCACUUAGCAAAAUUCCACAAGGCAGCACUGUUUACCAUUUUGUCCCCUGCCACACCUUGAAGGACAGAAAAAGUUGAUGUAAUGCUCCAAAGCUUUUUUGAAAGGUUUUCUUUUGUAUGUGUAUGUGCUUGGGAGGGCGGGGGAAGGGUCUCUUUUAUAGGAAGUCUAUCCAAGUUAAUAAUAAAAUGCAUUUCUGUGAUCUCCAUUGUCCUAAAAAUUAGGGUCUGCAAAAGUGGUCAGUUCAAUCAUUUAAACAAAAAAAUAGAAACAAGUUUCCUUUGACUGGGAAAAAUCUGCCUCAAACCAACACCAGCGAGAAAUUCCAUUUCUAAGUGGUUCGAGCGUUAAAUAAUGUUAAACUUUUUUUCAAAACACUUUCUACGGACGCCAGCACCAAUCAAUAUUAUUAAAAAUAUAUUGUUUAGAAGUUACGUGUAUAGAGUUUAAGAAAGUUCAUUUUUUCCAGUAUUGCAAAAAUACAAUGUUUUGUUUUUAUUUUUACAAAGUUGUUUUCUACCACAGUAUUUUUUAAAAAGAAAUAUUUUAAAUACAUCUUGUGUAUACUCGCACACUUAACUGCUUUAAAAGGAGAAUAUAUUUGCACUUAUGUAUACUUUUUACAGUUUGCCAAAAAUAUUUUGAUGUACAAAUUCUUUUUCAAUAAA